This is a messenger RNA of Bufo bufo (common toad), 3369 nucleotides long. RefSeq names its product valyl-tRNA synthetase 2, mitochondrial (gene VARS2). Lineage: Eukaryota; Metazoa; Chordata; Amphibia; Anura; Bufonidae. Gene Ontology annotation, biological process: valyl-tRNA aminoacylation. Gene Ontology annotation, molecular function: valine-tRNA ligase activity; ATP binding; aminoacyl-tRNA deacylase activity. The transcript has 30 exons. Bases 94 to 3204 code for a protein of 1036 amino acids. The record is from RefSeq and is a predicted model, not a curated record. Gene Ontology annotation, cellular component: cytosol.
CUGAGAGUAGUGUGCCUGCAUGCCGGGGAGAGAGAGGCAAGGUCAGUGUGUGGAGAGACGGACAGCACCCAGAUCUAGGGCCCCUCCCCUAAAAUGCUCCGCCUCUUAAUUGACACCAACCGCAGUCUCAUUGGUCGAGCCCCCCACAGAGGCGCCACCACCACCGCCACAGAGCGGAUUAAGAGGGAUGAGAGACGGCGGCGCCAGCAGUGUCAGCUGGAGGAGGCGGCGGCCUCUCAGGAAACGGUGUCGCCAGGUAAAGGCCGGCGCUGGAAAGACAAAGAGACCAUUGAGUACGAAGGUCGUACAGCGCCAGGAGAAAAGAAAGACACGAGCAGCCCGCUCCCCGCAGCGUACAGUCCCCGAUAUGUGGAGGCCGCGUGGUAUUCCUGGUGGGUGAAGCAAGGAUUCUUCAAGCCGGAGUACCAGCGUCAUCUCCCCCACGCAAGGCCGGAGGUCUUCUCUCUCUGCAUCCCUCCUCCCAACGUCACUGGCUCCUUGCACCUCGGCCACGCGCUGACGGUAGCCAUUGAGGAUUCUCUUGUGCGCUGGAGGAGGAUGCUGGGUCAGAAGGUCCUGUGGGUGCCAGGAUCGGACCACGCGGGGAUUGCCACUCAGACUGUGGUAGAGAAGAACCUGCAUAAGGAACGAGGCGUCUCUCGCCAUGAUUUGGGUCGGGAGGAAUUUCUCAAGGCCGUGUGGGAAUGGAAGGAGAGUAAAGGGGAUAGAAUUUAUCACCAGCUGAAAUCUCUUGGAGCUUCUCUUGACUGGGACCGAUCCUGCUUUACCAUGGACAAGCGUUUCUCCCGAGCAGUGUCUGAAGCCUUCAUCCACCUCUACGAGAAGGGUUUGGUUCAGCGCCGGCAUCGUCUCGUGAACUGGUCCUGCGCCCUCCGAUCAGCCAUCUCCGAUAUUGAGGUGGAGAGUCGGCAGCUGAAUGGUAAAACCUACCUCACUGUGCCCGGCUACGAGAGGAAGGUUCCCUUUGGACUCCUGUUCAGCUUUGCUUAUCCCAGUGCAGGAGGAGACGGGGAAAUUAUUGUGGCCACCACACGCCCAGAGACUAUGCUGGGAGACACUGCCGUGGCGGUCCAUCCAGACGACCCCAGAUACCUGAAAUUCCAUGGAAAGAAUCUCCGUCACCCCUUUACUGGACGAUUGCUUCCUGUUGUCACCCAUCAGCUGGUCAACCCGGAGUUUGGCACCGGAGCGGUAAAAGUGACCCCUGCUCACAGCCUGGCAGAUUUUGAGAUGGCUCAGGACCUGGCGCUCCCAUCAGUUUCUGUAAUUGGAGAAGAUGGAGCCAUGACAGAAGCCGGUGGAGAUUGGAUUCAGGGCGUGAAAAGGUUUGAUGCCCGGGAGAAAGUUCUGGCAGCGCUGAAGGAGAAAGGGCUUUACAGAGGAGACUGCGAGCACGCCAUGCUGCUGCCUGUCUGCAGUCGCUCUGGUGACGUGAUCGAACACUUACUGAAGAGACAGUGGUUUGUGAACUGUGGGGGGAUGGCCCAAAAGGCUGUAAGGGCGGUGGAGUCAGGAGAGCUGAGGAUCACGCCGUCUUAUCACCAGAAGAACUGGAAGAAUUGGCUCUUAAACAUCAGUGACUGGUGCAUCUCGCGGCAGCUGUGGUGGGGACAUCAGAUUCCAGCCUAUCUCGUGAGCUUGUCUCAGGCUCCGUCUCUCCAGGAUAACAGCGAUGAGAGUAAAGGAUUCUGGGUAGCGGCCCAUAGCGAAUCGGAGGCCAGAAAGAAAGCCGCCAGCGUCUCAGGAAGACCAGAGUCCGAGCUCAGCCUUAGAAGAGAUGAAGACGUUCUCGAUACCUGGUUUUCAUCGGCUCUUUUUCCGUUUGCUAUGCUGGGAUGGCCGGAGCAGACCAAGGAUCUCGAGGAUUUUUACCCCAACUCUCUCUUGGAGACGGGCAGUGACCUCCUGUUCUUCUGGGUGGCUCGGAUGGUGAUGUUAGGAGGACAGCUCACAGGGCAGUUACCAUUUAAAGAGGUGUUCUUGCACUCCAUGGUCCGAGAUGCUCAUGGGAGGAAGAUGAGUAAAUCUCUAGGAAAUGUUCUCGAUCCUCUGGAUGUGAUGACAGGAAUCUCCUUGGAGAGCCUGCGGGGGAAGCUAAAAGAAGGAAAUCUGGACCCACGAGAGUUUAAAGUGGCCGAGUCCGGACUGAUUAAGGAUUACCCCCAUGGGAUCCCGGAGUGCGGGACGGACGCCCUGAGAUUUGCCCUUUGCUCACACAGAGUACAAGGUGAUGACAUCAAUCUGGAUGUCGCCUCGGUCCUCGCCGUGCGCCACUUCUGCAACAAAGUGUGGAACGGGGUGAAAUUCACGCUCUCUGCGCUGGGGGAAGGGUUUACUCCUCUACCAAUGGCAGAGCUGAGGCCGCAGGCUCCCCUGGACCGAUGGCUGCUGGACCGACUGAGGCAGCUGACUGAGGAGCUCGAGAAGAAGCUCCGAAGCUAUGAGGUUCACCAGGCGACGGCGGCCAUUCAUGCCUUCUGGUUGAAGAACUACUGUGAUGUUUAUGUGGAAGCUGUAAAACCCGUUCUGAAGGGGCCCGGUGGCCCCGACGCUCGUCAGGUGCUCUACUGGGGGGCGGAGCAGACUCUUCGGCUUCUGGCGCCCUUCACCCCUUACCUUUCAGAAGAACUGUGGCAGCGCUUGCCGGCGUCCACCUCGCGGCGCGCGCCCAGCGUCUGUGUCGCAGAGUACCCCAGCCCCUGGCACACGGCCCACUGGUCGUAUCCGGAGGAGGAGCGGCGCUUUGACUUUGUGUAUUCCGUGAUUAGGACGCUGCGCGGCCUGAGGAGCGACUACAACUUGACUAAAGCCAGGCCUGAAGUUUAUAUCUCCUGUUCCCAAGAAGACGACCUGCUCUCUCUCCAGUCCUUCCUGUCUCCCCUGCAGACCCUCUCAUUCUCGGGGCCCCUUCACAUCCACCUCUCAGGGGCCACACCUCAGGAGUGUGGGGAUGGUCCUGGCUGGGCCUCAGGAGACGUGACCGAUAACUCUCAUGUUUACAUGAACCUGAAGGGAUUGGUGGAUCCUUCCGCAGAGCUCCACAAGCUGCAGGCUAAACUUAAGAAGUUGGAACAGAUCAAAGGCAAGAUGAAGGAAGAAGUGGAGGAGGUGGAGGAGAAUUCUCUGCAGAUGAAAAUCUUAAGAAUACGACGCACAAUGAAGACGUUGGAGCAGAUGUCUUAGGAGGGGAGGAUAUGCAGCAACUGGAGCCAAGUGUAAUAUCAUGUGCCACCUUGUGGUCACUGUGUGUAUCGCAGGCACUGAGGGAGCUUUGGCGCUGCCUACCUGACUUCCUGUCCUUUCCUCCGACGCUACAGUCAAUGUAUAUGUUGUAAAAUCUGAAUUUUA